CUUCGGGUGGUCGCCCGGGUUACCAGGAGGCGGAGCCGCCGAGGCGGCUGUGGCCCGGAUGUCCGGGCGCUGCGGGAGGCUGAUCCCGGACCUUCUUCAGGGAAACCUGCAAGCGGCCAAUGGCUGUCGAUAUUCAACCAGCAUGCCUUGGACUUUACUGUGGGAAGACCCUAUUAUUUAAAAAUGGCUCAACUGAAAUAUACGGAGAAUGUGGGGUGUGUCCAAGAGGACAGAGGACAAAUGCGCAGAAGUACUGUCAGCCGUGCGCAGAGUCCCCAGAACUUUAUGAUUGGCUAUAUCUUGGGUUUAUGGCUAUGCUUCCUCUUGUCUUACAUUGGUUCUUCAUCGAAUGGUACUCGGGGAAAAAGAGUUCCAGUGCACUUUUCCAGCACAUCACUGCAUUAUUCGAAUGCAGUAUGGCAGCUGUCAUCACGUUACUUGUGAGUGAUCCAGUUGGUGUUCUUUAUAUCCGUUCAUGUCGAGUACUGAUGCUUUCUGAUUGGUACACAAUGCUUUACAACCCGAGUCCCGAUUAUGUUACCACAGUGCAUUGUACUCAUGAAGCUGUUUACCCGCUAUACACCAUUGUAUUUAUCUAUUAUGCAUUCUGCUUGGUAUUGAUGAUGCUGCUCCGACCCCUUCUGGUAAAGAAGAUUGCCUGUGGGUUAGGAAAGUCUGAUCGAUUUAAAAGUAUUUAUGCUGCACUUUACUUCUUUCCAAUUUUAACUGUGCUUCAGGCAGUUGGCGGAGGCCUUUUAUAUUAUGCCUUCCCAUACAUUAUAUUAGUAUUAUCUUUGGUUACUCUGGCUGUGUACAUGUCAGCUUCUGAAAUAGAGAACUGCUAUGAUCUUCUGGUGAGAAAGAAAAGACUUAUUGUUCUCUUCAGCCACUGGUUACUUCACGCCUAUGGAAUAAUAUCCAUUUCCAGAGUGGAUAAACUCGAGCAGGAUUUACCCCUUUUGGCUUUGGUACCCACACCAGCUCUUUUUUACUUGUUCACGGCAAAAUUUACCGAGCCUUCACGGAUACUCUCCGAAGGAGCCAAUGGACACUGAAUGUAAAAUGCCAAAAAACCUAAAAAGUGUUCUUAGUAAAAAAAAAUAUAAAAUGCAUUAAUACUCUUCUAUUGUACAUGGAGGUAAGAUUGGGUUUUGUUUUUCUGUUUUUGACUUAACAGACUUUAUGGUUAGACUUGGAAAAUACAAAAUGCUGUAGUAGUCUGUUACAUAGUAUAAUACACUGUAUACUUUAGCACUCUAUGACACUACAAGCAUGUUAGGAAGCACUUGCCUCCGGCAACAACUUAGUUAUUCUUUAAAGCAAAAUCAUGUUUCUCUAUUCCCUGACAAGUAUAAUCUGAAAUCCUUAGCAUUGGCCUAAUUGUGCAUGUCUGUUGUAUUUCAAUUUGUUGAUCAAGUAUAAUGAAUUAUAAGGACAAACAUACCUUGUGGGUCUGAUAGCAAACAUGGAAAUGAAGUAUGUUGUUUGUUAUUUAUUUUUACCAGUACAGUAUUUUGAUUAUAAAAAUAGAGUAUAAUUUAUAUAAUAGGUUUUCUGUUUAUAAGUAGUUUGGUUGAAGACAUCUUCUG
Messenger RNA from Odobenus rosmarus divergens (Pacific walrus), 1589 nucleotides. It is a transcript of the gene JKAMP, whose product is annotated as JNK1/MAPK8-associated membrane protein. Gene Ontology annotation, biological process: response to unfolded protein. Lineage: Eukaryota; Metazoa; Chordata; Mammalia; Carnivora; Odobenidae. The record is from RefSeq and is a predicted model, not a curated record. The coding region runs from base 120 to 1055 and encodes 311 amino acids. Gene Ontology annotation, molecular function: ubiquitin protein ligase binding. Gene Ontology annotation, cellular component: membrane. The transcript is spliced from 7 exons.